Molecule: messenger RNA, 1134 nt
Organism: Mauremys mutica (yellowpond turtle)
Lineage: Eukaryota; Metazoa; Chordata; Testudines; Geoemydidae
Product: olfactory receptor 5V1-like
Exons: 1
Coding region: 1-939 (312 amino acids)
Biological process (GO): G protein-coupled receptor signaling pathway
Cellular component (GO): membrane
Molecular function (GO): olfactory receptor activity; G protein-coupled receptor activity
Source: RefSeq, a predicted model, not a curated record
AUGGAAGCUAACAACCAAACUACAGAGUUUGUGAUGGUGGGGUUUGCCACUCAUCCAGAGCUUCAGAACUUGCUUUUCGUGGUGACUUUCAUCAUGUACAUGGUGUCGUUGAUGGGGAAUAUCCUCAUCAGUGCCACAGUUUGGCUUGACCCGGCUCUUCACACCCCCAUGUACUAUUUCAUCUCCAAUUUGUCCUUGGUUGACAUCUGCUACACCAUGGUCACCAUCCCCAAGAUGCUGGAGAACCUGCUUUCUCAGGACAGAACCAUCUCUUUCACUGAUUGCACUGCCCAAUUGUACUUCCUUCUUUCGCUAGGGACCACUGAAUGCUUCCUCCUUGCUGCCAUGGCAUAUGACCGCGUCUUGGCCAUCUGUAACCCUCUGCGGUAUGUGGUCCUCAUGAACAAGAGCCUGUGUGUCCAGCUGGUGGCUGGCUCCUGGGUCAGUGGUUUGCUGCUCUCCUUGGGUCAGACCUCACUCGUCUUCACCCUGCCCUUCUGUGGGGACAACCGGAUCAACCAUUUCUUCUGUGACAUUCCACCCCUCUUGACCCUGGCCUGCGGAGACACCGCCGUGAACGAAUAUGCCUUCUUUUUAGCUGGGAUGUUAAUCAUACUGAUCCCUUCUUUGUUGAUACUGGGGUCCUAUAUCCACAUCAUCUCCACCAUCCUGAAGAUCACAUCGGCCCACGGCAGACACAAAGACUUCUCCACCUGCUCCUCUCACCUCAUAGUCAUCACUCUGUUCUAUGGUCCUGCCAGUGUCAUGUGCUUGCGACCCAGGUCCAGCUAUACCCCGGAGAGUGACAAAUUUCUGGUCCUGCUCUACUCUGUGGUGACACCCACAUUAAACCCCAUUAUCUACAGCCUGAGAAGAAAAGAUAUCAAUAGAGCCCUGAGGAGAGUCAUAACCUCAAAUAUAUUUCUUCUCAAGAUGUGAACAGAGGAACACGGCCCGAUCCGCUCUUCGUUUACUCUGGUUUAAUGGCAACAUUGCUCCAUUGUCUUCCCUGGAGUUGUGACAGUUUUGUGGGCACUCAGGAUGGUGGGUCACCUCGUUACUGAAGGCAGGGGGGUGAGAGGGAGUCUUUCAUGUGAUAUACGUGAUAUCACCAGCCUAUCCACCUCUCAAGCA